GCCGCUCUUCCUUUUGGACUCGAUGGUGGUCCUUACUCAAGGGGCGGGGCUGUGCCACCCAGGAGGGAGAGCUUGAAAGGCUCCGUUGCAUAGGAUGUGGGGACGCCGCCUGUUGCGCCUCAUCUCUGGCCCCCAGCGCCUGCUGAAAAGGGACUUGGACGGCUGGGUGCCAUGGCGGUUGGGUUUCAGGGCCGUUGGCCCAGGCCUGGCCUGCUGGCAUCACACAGCCCCAGAGUCAUGGAGCUGUGCCUGGCAGUUAAACCAGGAUCACUUGGAGCUGAAAUAUGGAGAAACCCUCAUGCGCUUUGACUAUGUCUGGCUCCGGGACCACUGUCGCUCUGCGUCCUGCUACAACACAAAGACCAACCAACGGAGCUUGGACACAGCCAGCGUGGACCUCUGCAUCCGGCCAAAGACGGUCAGAGUGGAUGAGACCACGCUGUUUCUCACCUGGCCCGAUGGCCACGUGACCCGGUAUGGUCUGGAAUGGCUGCUGAAGAACAGCUACGAGGGGCAGAAACAGCAGGUCAUGCACCCGCGCAUGCUCUGGAAUGCCCAGAUUUACCAGGAGGCCCAGGUGCCCUCCGUUGAGUGCCAGAGCUUCCUGGAGACUAACGAAGGCCUGAGGGAGUUCCUGCAGAACUUCUUGCUCUACGGGAUUGCCUUUGUGGAAAACGUUCCCCCCACUAAAGAGGACACUGAGAUUUUAGCAGAGAGGAUUAGCCUGAUAAGAGAAACCAUCUAUGGCCGGAUGUGGCAUUUCACCUCUGACUUUUCCCGGGGAGACACUGCCUACACCAAGCUAGCUCUGGAUCGUCACACUGACACCACCUACUUCCAGGAGCCCUGCGGCAUCCAGGUCCUCCACUGCCUCCGUCACGAAGGGACCGGGGGUCGCACGCUGCUGGUGGAUGGCUUCUAUGCUGCCGAACAGGUGCUCCAGCAAGCGCCAAAUGACUUUGAGCUCCUCACCAAGGUGCCGCUGAAACACGAGUACAUUGAGAACGUGGGGGGCUGCCACAACCACAUGAUUGGGGUUGGACCUGUUCUGAACACCUACCCUUGGAAUAAUGAGCUCUACCUGAUCAGAUACAACAACUAUGACAGAGCUGUCAUUAAUACGGUGCCGUAUGACACUGUACGCCGCUGGUACGCGGCACACCGGACUCUCACCACGGAGCUGCGGAGGAAGGAGAAUGAACUCUGGGUCAAACUGAAGCCAGGAAAGGCCCUGUUUGUGGACAACUGGCGGAUCCUGCACGGAAGGGAGUCCUUCACGGGUUACCGGCAGCUCUGCGGUUGCUACCUGACGAGAGACGAUGUGCUGAACACAGCCCGCUUCCUGGGCCUGCAAGCCUGAUGUGGUCGGAGCCUCUGCGGAUUGGGAGCUUCUGCCUCCAAAACAGGGAAGCCUUUGGUCUACCUCACAGACCGGGCCCCUCUUCGCAAGCGGGAGAGAGGUCCCACAGCGUUACUUGAUUGUCACUCCACUCGCACAGCCAUUGCCUUUCCUUCGCUCUGUCCUUCCCAAUUGCCUUGCUCCCUUGGCUUUGAAAGCCUCACUGGUUGAGCUGGGUUGAAUUGGGAGCGGUAUACAGGCCUAUAAUAGCACUUCAGAGGGCAGAACUUGUGCCUUUUCCUUUUGAAAGUAGUAACAAACUUGUCCUCGGUUAACCGCCAUUCAGCAUACAGGUAUUUUGGAGCGUAUUUGGACAUAAUCCAAGCGAGGCGUUUUUGGAAAUGGAGAAAAUAGUGUCCGUCUUGAAGGACAUGAAACUCUCCAGCAAAACAAGUAGAUAGAACUAUUUUCUUUUUCUUCAGUGUUCCAAAAAUACACAAGUGCCCAUUGCUCGAAGUUUAAGUUAGGCCUCUCUGCAUAUUUUGUCUUCUACUGAUGGCUUAAACUUGUCAUAUUGAAAGUGUCUCUAGGAAGCUUUUGUAGAAGAGCUGCCGAACUGGAGAGGGAAGUGGUGCUAAAAGAAUUCUUCCUUCCCAGUUCUGCAAAGAGUCAUUUUGCAAGUACAAUGCAUCUUUUUCCAGUUUUCUUUGUUAUGCCUUCCGUUCGACAUCUCCCAAACCAUACCUUGACUGCUCUUUCCAUUUUGGGGAGAAAGCACAGCAGCUGAAAUGUAUCUUUUCCUUGUUCUUAACUGCUCUCAAACCUAUUUUUUCUCUCUUUUGCCUUUGGAAAGGCUGUACCUUUCCAAACUGAGGGGUUUUCUUGGAAGGCCGCCCUGGAUAAUAAAACACACAAUAAGAAAAGGAAGCGAGAACUGAAUUCUGCACAAAGAUUGAGAAAUUUACUGUCUCACCACAAAAAACAUGUUUUGACCUACAACAUGUUGUGACACUCCAGAUAUUGUUGAUUGUAUCUCCUCAGCUUUUUCUGUGCUGCCUGAAAUUGAUGAGAGUCUGAGUCCAACAACAUUGUCCACUUUUUGCUUGAUUUUCCCAUUCAAGAGUCCAAAAUAUUUACUUCAAUUUGGUUGAAAUGGAAGUGA
This is a messenger RNA of Anolis sagrei ordinatus, 2501 nucleotides long. RefSeq names its product trimethyllysine hydroxylase, epsilon (gene TMLHE). Gene Ontology annotation, molecular function: trimethyllysine dioxygenase activity; iron ion binding. The record is from RefSeq and is a predicted model, not a curated record. Gene Ontology annotation, biological process: carnitine biosynthetic process. Lineage: Eukaryota; Metazoa; Chordata; Lepidosauria; Squamata; Anolidae. Gene Ontology annotation, cellular component: mitochondrion.